This is a messenger RNA of Betta splendens (Siamese fighting fish), 1126 nucleotides long. RefSeq names its product transmembrane protein 100-like. Gene Ontology annotation, biological process: cellular response to BMP stimulus. NCBI's taxonomy places the organism in Eukaryota, Metazoa, Chordata, Actinopteri, Anabantiformes, Osphronemidae. The transcript has 2 exons. The record is from RefSeq and is a predicted model, not a curated record. The coding region runs from base 368 to 808 and encodes 146 amino acids.
GCUAUUCAGGCUGCACCUGCGUAAAGCUCUGGCUGCGAGUCUGGAGGGAACGAUGCCAGAGCAGAUGUUGACCUGCACACGACACAAACCUGACCCCUCCCAGGUGCUGACGAAGCCUGGAGCUCAGAGUCCCAGCUGAUGCAGGAAGGAGUUAAAUCCUGCUCCAUUGCUCCAGCAGGAGGUGGCGCGGGGGGCAGUCCCCUGUUUUUCUACUGAUAGCAUGUUCCCCCAUUUAUUUGUGCAGAGAGGGCGAUGCAGAGCGGAGGCAGGAGGACACGGAGAGGGAGGCAGAUCCUCCACAGCGAGGGAGACAUGACGGAGCUCAGGGGAGACGCCAAGCUUCUCAGCGCUCGCCGGUAAAAUCACCAUGCCGGACGAGCUCCACGCCAAAGGCGGGUCCAGGGUUCCCAAGAGCGCCGCGAAGACGCCAGCGCUGGCCUCCGGCGAGAGGCUGAGCCGGGACAGGAUCAGGAAGGAGCCCGCGGUCAUUGUGACCAGGCACGUCCCCCACGUCAACGAGGUCCAGCUGACGGCAGCCACCGGCGGCGCCGAGAUGUCCUGCUAUCGCUGCACGGUGCCGUUCGGAGUGGUCGUCCUCAUCGCUGGCGUUGUAGUGACAUCAGUGGCGUACACCUUCAACUCCCACGGCUCCACCAUCUCGGUGCUGGGGCUGGUGCUGCUGUCGGCCGGCCUGGGCCUGCUGGCAUCCAGCACCGUGUGCUGGAGGGUCCGACUGAGUAAGAAGAGGGACAAACGGAGGGAGAGCCAGACCGCCCUCAUGGUCAGCCAGGGCUACUGCUUGGCCUGAACACAUGUAAAUGGACGACAAAGCUCAGGAAGACAGGACCCUGAACGCACCACGGCAUUAACUCUGACUGAGGCACUGCCCCACACAGGAAGCACGAUUCGAGCUGCAGUCAUUGUUAGUGGUUCGGUCCACGGUCGUUUAACUCAUCACGACGUUGACGUGGAGCUGCUGAGACCCGUGUUGUCUGAUAUGUAUAAUUAAAUGCUGCUACCAAGCUACGGCAGAUGUUUAAGGUACUCCACGAGUUUGGUUGUGGUAAUGAACCCUGCAUGUAAACCACUGCUGUGUAUCUCCUCAUAUUAAACAGUGUGAAGCUUC